AUGUUUCUUAGGAGCCACUGGAGGCUUUUGAUUUUCUGUCACUUUGGUGAGAGUCUGCAGUCAAAAACAACAACUUCAUGCAUGCUGUUACUUGACUCUCUCCAAAUGGCAGAUCCAAAAAGGCUUGAGCCUUAUAUAAGAAAGUUCGUGUUGGACAUUUAUAGAGCAGAGGACAGACCAGAGAGUAAAGAGUUUAUAUCCCGAAUUCCUCUUUUUGUGCCAAAGGUGCCACAACAAAUAACUGGUGAGGAGUGUGGCAAGUUUGUCCUAUACUUCAUACAUUUAUUUGUGGAGGAAGCUCCUGAAAAUUUUAGCAUUGUCCAUGGCUACCCUUACUUUGUAAGCUUCUUUUUUUUCUUAUUAUUUUCUGAUUAUAUCCUUAGGCUAACCUUUUAUUUGAGUCUG
This is a messenger RNA of Thlaspi arvense, 405 nucleotides long. NCBI's taxonomy places the organism in Eukaryota, Viridiplantae, Streptophyta, Magnoliopsida, Brassicales, Brassicaceae. The record is from the annotation of a GenBank genome assembly.